AGCAAAUUUGUAAAACCUCUUCUCGGAGUGGCUUCAUUUCAACAUUGGAUCAAUCUCUCUUUCUGGAAAUUUGCUAUAAAAGCAUGCAUUUAGGGCUCAGGUUUGAUCAUUCACAUGGCAUUAUCUGAAUUUUGUGCUAUUGCAGUUUCUUCAAAAAAAAGUGUUAAGUUUUUGGGAGAAGAUGAAUCGGUGACUUUCAGUUGCUGCUUCUGGAGUACACUACGACCGUGUCUUUUCUGAUUUAGUGUUACCAUCAUGGCCUUGCUAAUUUCCCGUUGGUUUUUUCUGCGUUGCUUGGGUUCGUCGGAUUACCCAAGAGUCUCGUCUCAAUCUUUUCGUUUUUCUAAUGCCUUGUGUAGCCAUGUUUUUGGGGACCGAUUAUCUUCGACAUCUGGGAAGGAUGAGUCGCCUGUCCUUGCUUCUCGAAGGCUUUCAACUUCUAUUCUAACUCCUGAAUCAAGUGAAGGUGCAUUUCCAUCUGAUUUAUUAUCCAAAAACCGCAUUGUGACUCCGGAACGCACUAUAGGACUCUGCCAGGACUUGGUAAUCCCCGUGACCAAUUUCCAUAAUGAAGAUAAAGGCCUUAUGGUUUUGGCUGGUGAUGUGUUUGAUGUUCCUAUUCGGAAGGAUAUUGUUCACCGUGUUGUAAGAUGGCAGCUUGCAAAACGACAACAGGGUACUCAUUCAACAAAAACUAUUAGCGAGGUCAGUGGGACUGGAAGAAAGCCAUGGAGACAGAAGGGCACGGGUCGAGCGAGGCAUGGAACAUUGCGUGGGCCUCAGUUUAGGGGUGGUGCUACUAUGCAUGGCCCAAAGCCACGAAGUCAUGCUAUUAAGCUGAACAAGAAGGUUCGGCGGCUAGGGCUAAAGAUUGCACUGUCAGCUCGUGCAGCUGAAGGAAAGCUUAUGGUUUUUGAGGAUUUAGAGGUCCCUACACAUAAGACCAAGAAUAUCGUGAACUAUGUCGAGCAAAUGGAGGACAAAAAAAAACUUCUGCUGGUGGAUGGUGGUCCGAUAAGUGAAAAGCUAAAGCUGGCUACUCAAAAUAUACAUUAUGUUAAUGUACUGCCUUCGAUUGGUUUGAACGUCUAUAGCAUUCUUCUCCAUGACACAUUAGUAAUGUCUCGUGAUGCCAUAAAUAAGAUAGUUGAGAGGAUGCACACUCCAAUUAACCGCUAAAGCUGCUUCUGCUUUAUGCAUUCCCGCCUAUGAGAUGGAAAUCGGGUUAGAAUUUUUGGGCAGAAAAUAUGGUAGCACAAAGAUAAAUAAUGUAUCCUGUUAUUGUCCAAAUAUGCGGAAUGCAUUUCUGGACGUCUUGUAGAUCUUCUUUGAUUAAUUUUGUACCAGUGCUGAGAGUAUAAUCUGAACCUUUUUGGCUGUUGCUUCUCUCACCCAAAAAUGUAACAGUGGGGUGUCGAAAUAUGACGCAUCUUACCUGUGAUUAUGCUGCCGUGUAUCACCCAAAUUCAUGCGGUUCUAAGAAAGAUGGAUGUGACUCUUAUUGGUGUCUAUUUUAUUUUAAGCA
Ilex paraguariensis (yerba mate) is the source of this 1525-nucleotide messenger RNA. Lineage: Eukaryota; Viridiplantae; Streptophyta; Magnoliopsida; Aquifoliales; Aquifoliaceae. The record is from the annotation of a GenBank genome assembly.